Messenger RNA from Oryza sativa Japonica Group (Japanese rice), 2807 nucleotides. Its product is annotated as granule-bound starch synthase 1b, chloroplastic/amyloplastic. Gene Ontology annotation, molecular function: alpha-1,4-glucan glucosyltransferase (UDP-glucose donor) activity. NCBI's taxonomy places the organism in Eukaryota, Viridiplantae, Streptophyta, Magnoliopsida, Poales, Poaceae. The record is from RefSeq and is a predicted model, not a curated record.
CUGCGCGCCACCUGUCGGGCGCCCGAUUUUUUCCCUGCUCUUUGAUCUCCUCCUCCUCUCUCUCUCCCCCGUGGUGUGCGCCUCUCUAUUCUUCGCCGCCUAUUUCUACUCCAGCAUUGCUGCUGCGCGACUCGCCGUCCUCCACUUCCGCAGCGGGUGGGUAGCUUGCCGCAGAACUCGUUCGGCUUUCGCAUAUACCGCCGCCGCCGCCUACCUAGUACAAGGUGUCACUGAAUGGCUAGAACAAUGGGUUCAACACCUACCUACUGCUCUUACCAAACAAAUGGUGUUGGCGCUUUAAAGCAAUCACCUCAUAUGCAAUUCCAACAAUCGUACAACUAUGGAGUUAGGUUCCUAAAGAGGGAUACCCUUUCUGUGCGGAUUAACAAACAUAUGGCCAAAAGAAUAGCAACAAGCACUGGAAUUUGCACUAAGCCUAGGAGGUCUCACAUGCCUAUAGUAUGCUCUGCUGGAAUGACAAUAAUUUUUAUUGCAACUGAAUGUCACCCAUGGUGCAAAACUGGAGGCCUCGGUGAUGUUCUAGGGGGACUGCCCCCUGCUCUUGCUGCAAUGGGACAUCGUGUCAUGACAAUAGUUCCUCGUUAUGAUCAAUACAAAGAUGCAUGGGAUACAAAUGUCCUUGUCGAGGUCAAUAUUGGUGACAGGACAGAAACAGUGCGCUUCUUCCACUGCUAUAAAAGGGGAGUUGACCGUGUUUUUGUUGAUCAUCCUAUGUUUCUUGAGAAGGUAUGGGGCAAGACUGGACCAAAAUUAUACGGUCCUACCACUGGAGAUGACUACCGGGACAACCAGUUGCGGUUCUGCCUUUUAUGCCUCGCUGCUUUGGAGGCUCCAAGGGUUCUCAAUCUCAACAAUUCUGAAUAUUUCUCGGGACCAUAUGGUGAAAAUGUUGUCUUCGUUGCAAAUGACUGGCACACUGGAGUCCUGCCAUGCUAUCUCAAGAGCAUCUAUCAGGCAAAAGGAAUGUAUGUGAAUGCUAAGGUUGCUUUCUGCAUUCACAAUAUUGCCUACCAGGGUAGAUUUGCCAGAGAAGACUUUGAACUUCUUAAUCUACCGGACAGUUUCCUGCCUUCAUUUGAUUUUAUUGAUGGGCAUUUUAAACCUGUAGUAGGUAGAAAGAUUAACUGGAUGAAGGCAGGGAUCACUGAAUGUGAUCUGGUUAUGACGGUUAGUCCACAUUAUGUCAAAGAACUCGCUUCUGGCCCAGAUAAAGGUGUUGAAUUGGAUGGCAUCCUUCGCACAAAGCCCCUUGAAACUGGAAUUGUCAAUGGCAUGGAUGUUUAUGAAUGGAAUCCAGCAACAGAUCAGUACAUCAGCGUGAAAUACGAUGCAACAACGGUAACUGAAGCAAGGGCACUCAAUAAGGAAAUGCUACAAGCUGAAGUUGGGUUGCCUGUGGACUCGAGCAUUCCUUUAAUAGUUUUUGUUGGUCGUCUUGAAGAGCAGAAAGGGUCAGACAUACUAAUUGCAGCCAUUCCAGAGUUCGUGGAGGGGAAUGUCCAGAUAAUUGUUCUUGGUACAGGGAAGAAGAAAAUGGAGGAGGAACUGAUACUGCUCGAAGUUAAAUAUCCAAACAACGCUAGAGGGAUAGCAAAAUUUAAUGUUCCUUUAGCGCAUAUGAUGUUUGCUGGGGCUGAUUUUAUAAUUGUUCCUAGUAGGUUUGAGCCAUGUGGUCUCAUCCAAUUGCAAGGGAUGAGAUAUGGAGUGGUUCCCAUCUGCUCAUCUACUGGAGGACUUGUCGACACGGUUAAGGAGGGCGUGACCGGAUUCCACAUGGGUUUGUUCAAUGUCGAGUGCGAAACUGUUGAUCCAGUGGACGUCACAGCGGUUGCUUCAACUGUCAAACGGGCUCUGAAGCAGUACAACACACCGGCAUUCCAAGAAAUGGUUCAGAACUGCAUGGCUCAAGACCUAUCUUGGAAGGGACCUGCAAAGAAGUGGGAGGAGGUUCUUCUUGGGUUGGGCGUUGAGGGGAGCCAGCCAGGCAUCGAGGGUGAGGAGCUGGCGCCACUUGCCAAGGAAAACGUGGCCACUCCCUGAAAUUCUCCAUGACGGUGCCUAGCUUGCUGGCUUGUUUAGGUGACAGGCAGCCUGAUAGGAUCCCAUGGACUUCUGAGCUCGCCACCGGCAAAGCCACUAUUUGUAUCCCUGCAGGCUUCUGCCAUUUCUCUCGUCUACUUCACGUGUAAUAUAAUCGCAGAUGUUACUUAGAGAUGAUGGGCCAGAUGGCAUGCAUUUGCCUGUUUCUCUCUCGCUCCUUCUGCAUGUGUAAUAGUAUAUUUGGCUGUGAAGUUCUGGACCCUGUCAGUCGCUGUCCUCGUACUGCAUUUCUUGUAAGGAACUACUCCCUCCGUCCCAGAAUAAACCGUCCCAGAAUAAAGUAACUUAGCAUGGGAUGAGAUCCAUCAUAGAAUAUAGGAUAGUAUAUCUUGACAUAGUAUGUUUUUUUUUAAUCUAUGCCAGCUUUGCUGGUUUUAUAUUAAGAAGGGGAGAAACUGUACAAAAGCACCGAGAAAGCAGCAGGAAGAAGAGAACAACAUUAGGAAGGCUGCAGGAGAAAAGAAGGGAAUGGAAAAUGAAAACAGAGUACAGGGAGCAGGCAGAGAAGGACUAUGGGCUGCUCAUGGCGCUAUUCUCGCUAGGUUUUUUUUGCCCCACAUGCUAUCCAUACAUUGAUUUCAUCAAGAAUUUUGGUCAACUGUGGAAUUGCAAGCUCCUUGUUCUGUUCCUCUCACACCAGAUUUUCCAACUGAGAAGCAUGUGGAUGGAGCGCAUUCCUUUUGUCU